Messenger RNA from Helicoverpa zea (corn earworm), 1699 nucleotides. RefSeq names its product G-protein coupled receptor Mth2-like. The transcript has 8 exons. Gene Ontology annotation, cellular component: membrane. Lineage: Eukaryota; Metazoa; Arthropoda; Insecta; Lepidoptera; Noctuidae. Gene Ontology annotation, biological process: cell surface receptor signaling pathway. Gene Ontology annotation, molecular function: G protein-coupled receptor activity. The coding region runs from base 1 to 1470 and encodes 489 amino acids. The record is from RefSeq and is a predicted model, not a curated record.
AUGAUUACAUUCAUAUCAGUGAUAGCAUUUUGUGUAAUUAUAUCGGAGGUUGUAUCAGAUCCUCAACUUUGCGUUUAUCAAAAAAGUGUCGAACUGGUGAACAGGACUUACAAUGGCAUCACAUUUGGGGACGAUGAAAUUAUACUGAGUAACACAACUGGAGAGGAGAGAGGAUGUGUGUGUCUCAAGGGAACUUGUGCCAGGAAAUGUUGCCCAUUUGGAUGGGUCUACAAUGAGCCUAUAACGGAAUGUGUUCCAAGUUCUUAUGUUUUCGAUCCCCCCGUCGGGAAACAGAAAUCUGGAAUAAUAGAAGGAUUCAACGCAACGAAAGAGUUUAUUUUCAUGAUUGGUAGAAUGAAAUGUACUGGAGAUAAUGAAGUCAGAAUAGCAGCAACACCAGAGUUUCCAGAAAUGCUUUUAUUAAAUGAUGGCAACCUCUAUGUUGGAAUUCCAAACAAAAUGCUGAUCAUCUACGAACCGGAUAAGUACUGCAUUGAUACAUUCCUCGAAGACGAUGAAACAGCUCACCUGGGCGCCUUGAUUUGCUAUAAAGGGAAACCAGAUCCAAAAAACCAUGAAAUUAAAAGUAGUUGUAUGCUGAUCUCGUGUUUCUUCAUCCUUCUGACCGUGGCAGUAUAUGCGUGGAUACCAGAGCUCCGCAACCUCCCUGGCAUGGUGCUCAUGGCAUAUCUCCUCAGCUUCUUCGUGAGUUUUCUGUUUCUGGCAACAAUGCAGAUCUUGAUAAUGACCGAUGAUAUCACUCAGAAUAUUUGCCUUGUUUGCACGUUCAUCGUGUACUUCUCCCUGCUGUCUGCAUUCUUCUGGAUGAACGUUAUGUGCUACGAUAUCUGGUGGACUUUCAGUCGUACAUGCUGCAAGAAUAGCCAGGUACUGCCAGAAAAGCCGCAUAAACGGUUCACCUACUACGCAUUAUACGCGUUUGGUGUGCCAACUGCCCUCACCGCCCUGUUGGCAACGUUGGAGUUCUCCAAGUCUCUUCCAGUACAGCACCCCCUGCUGCCAAUGAUUAGGCUACAAGGCUGUUUCUUAUACGGUAACAGCAGGUUUAUAUACUUGUACGUGCCCAUUGUGAUUCUCUGUGUGGCAAACACGACAUUCUUCGUGCUGACGGCGUUCAAGAUAGCGAAGAUGAAGCGAGAGUCACAAAUGUUGCAGGGCAGGGAAAGCGGCACCCACGACCAGCAAAGGAAAGACACACAGAGAUUCACUGUUUAUAUCAAGUUGUUCGUCUUGAUGGGGAUCAACUGGAUCCUAGAGGUGAUCGGCUCCAUCUACCCUGAACCGGAUGCUUUCUGGCAAUUCUUUGACGCCUAUAACGUACUGAUUGGCCUCUUCAUCUUUAUCAUGUUUGUGUGUAAGAAGAAGACUUGGAAAAUGAUCAAGAAGAGGUUCGCACAGGUGAAAGACGACCAGCUGCACGCAACAUAUACGACUAAUGGCGAAUUUUAAUGACAAUGUUAAUUUUUAAAUCCUUUCUUAAAUAAAUCUUAGCCAUAGAAUUAAGGCCGUCAACACACUUACCUAUCCUCUGGUGUCGCGGACAACAAUAUAUUGAUUGCUUACCAUCAGAGUAUCUCUUCACAUUCUUCGUACAUCGAUGUAAUUUAGAGGUCAGACAGUCCGCUGUACCUGCUUAACCAUAUUGCCUUUACUUGUAAUAAACUAGUUAUUAUUUGCA